This is a messenger RNA of Ichthyophthirius multifiliis, 1635 nucleotides long. RefSeq names its product PHD-finger family protein, putative. The transcript has 5 exons. The record is from RefSeq and is a predicted model, not a curated record. NCBI's taxonomy places the organism in Eukaryota, Ciliophora, Oligohymenophorea, Hymenostomatida. Gene Ontology annotation, biological process: regulation of transcription by RNA polymerase II.
AUGAGUUAGGAUAUCUUUAAUAAUAAAAAUUUAAAAUAUAGUGAAUUUGCAAAUAAAUGUGAACUAUAAAAAGAUAAUAAAUAAGAAAUUGAGUAAAGUAGUUAAUAAAAUAAUUCUUAAUAAGAAGGUUUGUAUUAUGAUUAUCAUACUAUAUGUAAAAAAAAUUAUGAUGAAUAAGAAUUAAUUGCAUAGCCUAAACAUAAAUAUGUUUGGUGCCACAUUUCUUGUAUUUUAUAUGUGCCUGAAUGCUUUUUUGAAAAUAAGUAUUUUGUUAAUAAUAUUAAAGGAUUGGAUAAAAUUGAUUAAUUAAGAUUUGAACUUGAAUGUGCUAUUUGCAAACAAAAAAACUCAGGUUCUUGUAUUUAAUGUUAGAAAAAUAAUUGCAUUUACUCUUUUCAUCCUGAAUGUGCAAGGAUAUAAAAUAUUCAUCUAGAAAUAUAAAAUAAUGAGAAAUAAUAGUAUAUUAUAUAUUGUGAUUAUCAUAAACCUCUCUAAAUUAUUAAAACUUUAGAUUAUAAAGAAAAAAAUACAAAGUUUUUUACAAAAAAAAAUAAUUAAAACGAAAAUAUAAUUUAUUUAAAAAAAAUAAACCAAAAAAUACAAUAAUAAUAAUAAAACAAUGAAAUAGAUAUUGAAACAAUAACAUAAAAAGAUGAAUAAAUUCAAUAAAAUAAUAAUAACAAUAAUAAUCAAAGUUUAUAAUACUAGGUUAUUCAUUUCCCUGGUUAGGAAUUUUUAAAACAUUUUAAAACUAUAAUUAAUUAAAUUGAAUUUUCCAAAAUAAUAAAAUGUGAAUCACCAGAUACGAAGUUAGAGUUAUAUAAAAAAUACAUUAAUAUAUAAAAAAGUAAGAAUUAGAAAAAAAAUUUCGAAUAAAUUUUAUAGAAAAGGUUUAGAAAAUCAAAAUAUUUUAAAUUAAGAUAAUUAAAAAAGAAUGAAAUAGAAUAAUAGCUUUUUAAAUUAAAUGAAAAUAAUAAUAAAUUCGAUAUUAAAAAUUUAUCAAAGAAAUAUAUUAAAAAAGCAAAUAAAAUAUCAAAAGAUAAAAAUAAAAAGAAAAAAUUGAAAUUAAAUACUAAAAAAAUUGGAAAAGUUAAAAAAUAAAUAGAAAAAAUUAAAGAAACUGAAGAGAAAUAUGCUGAAAAUUAUGAAUCAGUUAAUGAGGAUUCAGAUCAAUUAUAUUGUAUUUGUAGAUAAAAAUAUACUUAUGGAGAUUAAAUGAUGGCAUGUGAAAUAUGCAAUGAAUGGUUCCAUUUUAAAUGUUUGGGGUAUAAAGGAAGUAUUGAAGAAGCUGAAAAAAUAUAAUUUAUUUGUACGCUUUGUUAUAAUAAAUAGGAUUAAAUAUAAUAAAUGAAAAUAUUUAAUGAAUAUAAAGAUUCAUUUGAAAAUUACAAAAAAUAUAUUACUAAUAGUAUUAAUGGAGAAUAAGAGAAACUGUAUUAAAUAGAUGAUUAGAAGGAAAAUAAUUAAUUAUAAGCAAAUACCGAUAGUUUCAAAGCAAAUAAAAAUAAUUAAAAAUAUGUAAUAUUUUAUUGUAUAUAUAAUAUUUUAUUUUUUUUAUUUAUUAAGGAAAUUAAUUGUUAAAUAAAUGUUAAAUUUAAAAGUUAUAUAAAUUAAGAAAAUAUUAAUGUCAAUUGA